GCACCUCGCUCGGGAAAAGGUCCCGUGUAUGGCUGCCGCCCUGAUCGACGCUGGGUCGCGCUGGGCAGCCACUGUCGGCGGCCAGGCGCUCGGGACCUGGCUUGGUGGCGGCCAGCACACGCGGGCGUGCGACUGCAGCUGCCAUUUCGACGCCUCGCCAGACGAGGCGCUCAUCGGGCUGCUGAAGGGCCAGCUCGACAGGUGCGGGCCAGAGCACCUCCACGGGCAGCCGGCCCAGGUGCCCGCUUGCCCGCCGUCGGGCCGCACCGGGCUGGAGCUCGGUCUCGCGCUGGCGCUCGGCUUGGUGCUGGGCCUUUGCGCGCGGGAGGCCGCGGCGUGGAGCUGCCGCCAUCGGGCCCAGGCGCUCGAGGACGCGCAUGGCAGCGGCUCGGACGGCGAAGGCCUGCCUACGAAGUUGUCUGGCCACAUCCUGCGCAUGGACAUGGACAGGUAUCAACGCAACGAGGCGGCGCUGCUCGAUGAAGGGCGCGCACUGGCUGAGGAGGUCCGCCGAGAGGAGGGACUCCCGGCUGAAGGUGCGGGGCUGCCAGCGCUGCCCGCCCCCGACGGCGACGCGGAGCCUGCGAAGGCUCUCGGCGUUCGCGCUGACGCUGGUGAUGUUGUGCGCUGGGUGGUCCUGGAGUCCCGAGCUGGUUACCGUCCAGGUGACGAGCUUCUCGCUGGGGCCGUCCCCCGCAGCACCGCUGGCGAUCGCGGGAUUGUCGAGCUCGCGGAUGGCACCAUGCUGGCGGUCGCGAAGUGGGGCACCUUCGAGGGGACGAGCACCCCCCGAAAGGAGACGGCUGCUGAGGAGCAGGACCUCCGCACACUGCCCGUUCGGUACGACAGGGCAGGCACGAGGAUCAGGGACUUCUCGGACGCGGUCGAGCUCAUGUCCACCAGCCCGAUGCCAGACUGGCCAGUACUGGGCCCUCGCACCACCAUGUGGCUCGUGCAGCAGUUCAAGAGGCUGGGCCAGACCCCCCUCCAGCGUCAUAUGCGGUGGAGGCAGACGCAGAACCUCACCGCAGCGGACGCGGGGGUCGACGAACAUCAGUUCUUGUCUGAGCUCCUGGAGAUGGGCGCGACGAAGGACCAGCUCAAUGAAGGCUUCGUGAACAUGAGGCCGGUGCAGCUCGUGACUCGGGCGGAUCGGCCUGGCUCGAUGAACGUGAAAUAUUUCUUGGGCAAGAACGUGGCCGUGGAGGGGCCUUGGUGUCUCCUGAGCUACAGACUUGGGUUUCGGGUCGCCUUCAACCGGAGGCCACUGUGCUCAAAGAACGUCGCAAAGGUCGCGAAGAGAAGAUUCUUGCUCGUGGCGGAGCGGUUCCUUGGUCGCCCGCCUGCCCCCGAGCGGUCGACAAUCUUCAAGGAGACGCGCGGCAUCGUCUGCGCUAUGUGUUGCGACGACGGCGUCGGAGGUGCUCCUCGCGCCAUGGGCCCGAAGCUCGGGCGGCUCGGCUACGACUACGGCCACGCGCUCGGGGAGCUUCUCGCUUCUGGAGUUAUUGGGGCCAGCUCGGAGCCCGUGCUGGAGGAGGCAGGUCUGUUCUUUGUGGCGCGGAAGGACAAGAGGCGCUACUUCAACUUGCCUUUGAUUGACAGUCGCUUUCUGCCAUCCGAUGUCCGAAGUGCCUGCGGUCUUUCGUUGAAGAGCGGCCAGGUUCGAUUUCGGUUCAAGGUGGCGCCCAUGGGAUGGAGUUGGGCCGUUCACUUUAUUCAAGAAGCUCACCUGCACAUUGUCAGAUCAGUUUUGCCGUCGCAGCCUUGGUGCCUUGACAAGUGCCCUGGGAUUGACCUGAAGAGUGACGAUGCCAAGGUAUUGUACAUUGACAACUUUGCAGUGCUGUCAUCUUCCCCUGGCCGCGCUGCCACAGCGGUCAAGGCCAUGCAGUCGGCCUUGGCAGCGCGCGGAGUGGUCUCGGAGCUGGACCCCGACUCCUGCGAGCGCGGGGAGCUGGCGGGCUGCGAGCUCGACCUGCGCACUGGCUGCUGGCAGGUGCUGGGGCGGCGGCUCUGGCGGAUAUAUGGAGCGCUGGAGCACGCGCUCCGGAAGGGGGCCAGGGUGACUGGCCAGGAGCUCGAGCGCCUCAUCGGCCACCUGGUGUCGCUUCUGAUGCUGCGCCGAGAGGGCCUCGCCAUGCUCCACGCCUCCCACGAGUUCGCGAGGGCAUCCUACAACAAGCGGCAGCCGCUCUGGAAGAGCGUGCGCCGCGAGCUGGCUUGGGUGAAGUCCUUGCUGCCGUGCCUGCGCGCUGACGCUACGCUGCCUUGGAGCGACAUGGUCACUUGCUUUGACGCGUCGCCCUGGGGCUACGGCAUCGUCGAGACCGAGUGGGGCCUCGAUAGCGCACAGCGAGUUGGGCGAGUCUCGGAGCGCGCGCGCUUCCGAGGGCUGCUGGCGGCCGAGGGGGCCCCCCGCGAGCGCGCGCUGGAGCAGGAGAUCGCGCGGGCCCCUGAGCCCGCCCUGCUGCUUGCUGGCCGCGCUGCAGGCUUCCCGGAGGUCGACUACGAGAGGAUGCAGGCGCAGCCUUGGCGCGUGGUGGGCUGCGGCCGCUGGAAGCGCAAGGGGGCCAUUCAUGGCCUGGAGGGGGCCGCCCUGACCUGGGCAGUGCGGCGAGCGGCAAGGGGCGCUCGACAGCACAGGUCGCGACGAUUGUUUCUCGGAGAUAACAUGUCCCUCACUCUUGCUGCUGCCAAUGGUCGUGCUGCCAACCAUCGUCUGUUCGGUGUCUCUCGUGUCAUCUUUGCCAUCGGCGUCGCAGCAGAUAUGAAGAUGCAGGUCAGGUGGCCCCCCUCAGAGUGGAAUCCCAGCGACAAGCCCUCGCGCCGUUUCCAGCCUCAAGGCCGGCGUGACCGAGGGGCCGAUGGAGGCGGCUGCGCUGCGGGCGAGGCCGCCGACGCCGCUGGCCCCGGCGAGCUCCCCCUCAGGCCGUCGCGCGCCCAGCAGGCGCAGGAGCCGUUCGCCUCGCCGAGCGCCCCCUGCGAAGGGUUGGUCGCCGGCGGAGGCGCUGGGGCUCCCGCGCGCGCGCCGGCUCUGGCUGGGCCCGCGAGCAGGCCAGACUUGGCCGGGCGGCGCGCAAGGCUUGGCCGCGUCCGCUUGGCGAGCGACUUCGACCAGAGGAGGCGCCAGCUCUGCCCUCGCCAGACCCGCCUCGCGGCCGCGAAGGUACGCCCUCACAUUCAGGAGCUGUACCUGGGGACGGUCCUUGGGCUGGUGCGCUGGCUUGGCUUGGAGCGCCUCCCGGACUGGCCGCGGCAGACCUGGGGCGAGGGGCUGGCGGAGUGCGCGGAGGCGAUCUACGACCGCGGCGGCUCGAAGGCGGCUACCCAGAGGUUGGCGCCGGCGCUGCUGCGGGCGGGGCCUGCGCUGCACAGGGCAGGCAUUCGGGAAGUCUUCCCCUUGACGCACCAAACGCUCAAAGGGUGGAACGUCCUGGAGCCCUCCCAAUCGCGGCCGCCUGUUCCGUUCGUGGUGGUGCUGGCGGUGGCUUGCUGGCUGUGCCGAGCUGGGAAGCCUCUCAGUGGCUUGGCCGUCCUGAUAAUGUUCGAGACGUACAUGCGGCCAUCGGAGGUGCUGGCCCUGCGAGCCCGCCAGGUUGUUCUGCCAUUGCCGAAGGAAGGAGGCGCCUCAGUGUUUGUGACGUUUGUGGUCCGAGCUUCAGAGUAUCAGAUCCCGACCAAAACGAACGAGUACGACCUCUCGGUGCCGCUGGACUUGCAGCGGCAACACUGGCUGGUAGAGUCGAUUUCCUUCGUCCAAGCGUUGCGGGAGCCAGACGAGCUGUUCCUUGGCCUUAGCUGCACCGAGCUGGCCGCAGACUUCAGCAGUGCGAUCUCAGCUCUGGGUGUGACCGUACUCAAGCCCACCCGGCAUGGAGGGGCCAGCCACGACAGGAGCACGGGCGCCAGAAGCUUGGGCGCCGUGCAGCAGCGCGGAGGAUGGAAGGCGUUCAAGUCAGUGCUCAGGUACGAGAGGCACGGACGCCUGUCGAUGGAGCUUCGCAAGUUGCCCGACCAUCUCCGCGAUGCGCUGCGAGCCGCAGGACUGGAUCACAUCGGCGUCUUCAACAG
Prorocentrum cordatum is the source of this 4074-nucleotide messenger RNA. NCBI's taxonomy places the organism in Eukaryota, Dinophyceae, Prorocentrales, Prorocentraceae. The record is from the annotation of a GenBank genome assembly.